This is a messenger RNA of Meira miltonrushii, 1926 nucleotides long. RefSeq lists its product as uncharacterized. NCBI's taxonomy places the organism in Eukaryota, Fungi, Basidiomycota, Exobasidiomycetes, Exobasidiales, Brachybasidiaceae. Bases 1 to 1926 code for a protein of 641 amino acids. The transcript has a single exon. The record is from RefSeq and is a predicted model, not a curated record.
AUGAGGUCUUCUACCUCUUUGGCCCUCGUGCCACUGUUGGCAUUCAUUGGCCUGACACAAGCAGCCAUUGCACCUUUAGAACGCAAUAUGGCAUACCGUUCACCUUCUUUGAGCGUUGGCGGAUCUGGCUUAUCGCACGAUAUCGAAUCGAUCGGUCAUCAAAUCAUUCGUCGUUCGGCUGAAUUGAAACGUCGUAAUUUCGAUUCUGUACGCGGUGGACAUGCUGCCGAUCAGCUGGUCUUGGAUUAUGACGGAAAGUAUGGCAGUGACGGUAGAGAUGCUUAUCAAGGUAACGUCACUUUCCCUUAUGGCGUUGCUGCUGGUGACCCAUACGAUGAUUCUGCUAUUCUAUGGACACAUCCUGUACCUGCAGACAACACAACAAAAGAUCCAGUCUGCUUGCAAUACCAAGUUUCAAAAUCGCAAGAUUUCUCAAACGGAAAUAUUGUUGACAGCGGUUACGCAUGGACAACGAGCGAUGUGGAUUACUCGUACAAAGUUGAAGCAUCCAACUUAGAACCGUUGACAAAGUAUUCUUAUCGCUUCUUUGCUUGUCAUGAUCAUUCCAUCGUUUCACCAACCGGUCAUUUCAAAACUAUGCCUGAACCAAACGAUGAAAGUGUCGAUAAACUCAAGAUUGCCGUCUUUUCAUGCUCCAAUUUGCCAUUCGGCUACUUUAACGCUUAUCGCGGUGCAGCAGAAUCGAAUGAUGUUGACCUUGCAAUGCACAUCGGUGAUUACAUCUACGAAUCAGCUGGUGAUGGCAGUAAAGGAUCAUACGGAGAUGGCAGAGCAUUGAAUCGAGUUCCCUUGCCAAACAAAGAGAUUUACACCUUGGAGGAUUACCGUCAAAGAUAUGCAUCUUAUCGAUUAGACAAAGAUUUGCAAACAUUACAUCAAAAGAAAGCUUGGCUUUUGGUUUGGGAUGAUCAUGAAGUGGCAGAUAAUAGCUACAACCAUGGUACUGCUGAUUCAAACAACACAGCCGCAGGUACAAAAGACGGUGUCACCUUUACUGACCGCAAGCGCAGUGCUGUCAAGGCAUACUACGAAUGGAUGCCAAUCCGUCAAGUGGAUACCACUGAUGGCUUGCGCAUUUGGCGUAAGUUUCAAUAUGGUAAAUUGGCCGAUAUCAGCAUGCUCGACACUCGUAACUACGAUCGUGACAUUACAGACCUUUACUAUAACACAGAUGAGAUUGCGGCAAUGUCCAACGAUACCAGCCGCAGUUUGAUGGGCGGAAAGCAAGAACGUUGGUUCUACAAGAACCUUGUUCAUUCUCAAGAACGUGGUGCGAUCUGGAAACUUGUUGGACAACAAAUUGUUGUUAACCAUUUGCAUUACGGACAGCCAACAUUUGAGAUCAAUUAUGAUGCUUGGGAUGGAUACAAAGCAAACCGACGUAGAAUGUUUAACACGAUCAAAGAAAACAAGAUCGAUAAUACAAUCUUCCUUGCCGGUGAUUCUCAUGCUGCUUGGGUAUAUGAUGCCAUUUAUGAACAAUGGGAGAAUAACACAAAUGCAUACGAUCCUUCAAGCGGUCAAGGUGCACUCGGUGUUGAAUUUGCAGGAACGGCUGUUAGCAGUCCAAGUUCGUAUGGUAAAUCGUUAACGAAAGAACAAUAUACCGCAAACGCAAAACGUUUGGUUACCAUUAAUCGUAACCUUCAAUAUGCUGAUGGAGGUACUCGUGGUUAUUUUACAGUCUCCCUAUCAAAACAAGAAGCCAAUGCAAACUUUUACGGAUUCUUUAACAAUACUUUGCCAGACGCAAAGCAAGAAUUGUUGGCCACCUUUAACGUCAAACGAGGAGCAAAUCAUUUGACAAGACCAAUCAACGGAAACAGAAAGCCAAUUUCUGGUGCUCUGCAAGGAGAAGUAAUUGACUACAAAAAACAAAAGUGGAACGGUACCGCUUUUGAGUGA